GGAAAUGCCGCUGACUGUGUUCCGUUUCUGCUACCGCUGUUUGUACCAGGGACUUCCGGCUAUCUCGUUAGCUACGCAGUCAAUCUGAACUAAUAUUUAAAAACAGGAAAAGGACAAGCUUUAAGCUGAUCAGACAACAUGCUGGUCCCCAUAUUCACCCUGAAAUUAAACCACAAGAUUAAUCCUCGGAUGGUGACCAUCGGGAAGUAUGACGGACUUCUUGUUGUUUUUCUUCUAUUUCUGUUCAAAUAGGUUUUCAUCCAUAACCCUCACACUCGUGCUCAGAGACCCGUCUCUCACCGGCUCAGUCAGAGCGCCCAGGACUCGGACGUCUCACUUCUCAACAUCAACCAGGCAGUCAGCUGUUUGACUGCAGGGAAACUGGGGCCGAACACGACCGGAGACACCCUGCUGGUGGGAUCCCAGACCAACCUGCUGGCCUACGACGUCCACGACAACGCAGAUGUCUUCUACAAAGACGUAGCAGAUGGAGCCAAUGCUAUUGUGUUGGGUCAACUUGGUGACAUUUCUUCUCCACUGGCCAUUAUUGGAGGAAACUGUGCCUUACAAGGAUUUGACUACAUGGGAAAUGACAAAUUCUGGACAGUGACUGGAGACAACGUCCGCUCUCUUGUCCUCAGUGACUUCACUGGAGACGGAAAAAAUGAGCUACUGGUAGGAUCUGAAGAUUUCGACAUCCGAGUGUUCAAAGAGGACGAGCUCGUCUCUGAAAUGUCUGAGAAUGAGACUGUGACAGCGUUAUGUCACAUGCACGACUGCAGGUUUGGCUACGCUCUUGCUAAUGGAACUGUUGGAGUCUAUGACCGCAACGCCCGCUACUGGAGAAUCAAGUCAAAGAAUCAUGCGAUGAGCAUCCAUGCCUUCGAUCUAAAUUCUGAUGGUGUUGUGGAGCUAAUCACUGGAUGGUCAAAUGGAAAGAUCGACGCUCGUAGCGAUCGCACAGGAGAGGUGAUCUUUAAAGACAACCUCUCGUCCUCGGUGGCAGGAGUGGUGGAGGGAGACUACAGGCUGGACGGACAAAAACAACUCAUCUGUGCCUCAGUAGAAGGAGAAGUCCGUGGUUACCUGCCGGCGAGUAAAGAGCUGAAGGGAAACCUCAUGGACUCCAGCGCUGAACAGGACCUGGUCCGUGAACUCAGCAAUCGCAAACAGAACCUGCUGCUGGAGCUCAGGAACUAUGAGGAGAACUCUAAGGGCGUGUCAGAGAGCAGCGGUGGCGUCGGUGUGAUCCCAGCCAACACUCAGCUGCAGACGGCGCUGUCGGUCAGAGCGUCGACGGAGGCCCAGAAGGCUCACGUGGAGCUCAGCAUUUCGACACCAAACGAAACGAUCAUCCGUGCGGUGCUUAUAUUCGCCGAGGGGAUUUUUGAGGGGGAGAGUCACGUCGUCCACCCCAGUGCACAGAACCUGUCAGGGUGUGUUCGAGUCCCCAUCGUCCCACCCAAAGACAUACCAGUGGACCUGCACAUCAAAGCCUUCAUUGGAGGCAGGACCAGCACACAGUUCCACGUGUUUGAAAUCACACGCCACCUUCCUCGUUUCUCCAUGUACGACAUCAGCUCCGACUCUGACUCCGCUGAGCCCCCGAGUGGGAGAGUCACCUUCAGCAUCAGUGAGCGACCACAGCGGGUGGUGAUGUGGCUGAAUCAGAACUUCCUGCUGCCGAAGGGCGUAGACAGUCCUGAUGUCACCUUCACGUCUCUGAGAGGAGGAGGACACUUGUCCAUCAGCAUGGCCAGCAGUGGACAGAUCACACUGCGGACUGAUGACGUGGACCUGGCGGGAGACCUGGUCCAAUCACUGGCCUCCUUCCUGGGAAUAGAGGAGCUGUCGUCAGAGGCAGACUUCCCAGAAUACUUUGAGGAGCUGCGGACGACACUCACUGAGGUGGAUGAGUUCCACUCUGUCCACCAGAAGUUGACCGCAGCCAUGGCCGACCACUCCAACUACAUCAAGAACAUGCUGGUGCAGGCGGAGGACGCUCGUCUGAUGGGACACACGACGACGAUGAAGAAGAGAUACAGAGAGCUGUACGAUCUGAACAGAGAUCUCAUCAACGAGUAUAAAAUCCGCUCCAACAACCACAACGCUCUCCUGGCCUGUCUCAAGUCCGUCAACCUGGCUAUACAGCGCGCAGGGAGGCUGCGAGUGGGUAAGCCCAAAAACCAGGUGAUCGCUGCCUGCCGAGACGCCAUCAAGAGCAACAACAUCAACUCCCUCUUCAGAAUCAUGAGAGCUGGAACGGCAUCGUCCUGAGAACAGAGAGAGACAAGAAUGUUCUGGAACAAAACUGGAACGACAACUACUGCACACGUGGACUGGAGAUGGAAACUCGCCUAAAUCCACGGUUCCCCACAUAAUUGUAGCUUUAGGCACCGACGUUGCAGCGACAUUUAUGGCCUGUUCAGGAUGGAGAUUAUCGACCACAGACUUUGGGAGAAAAUAUAUUCAUCUGUCUGAGUCUCAUAAACACAGCAGUCAGCAGCAGCAGUGAGUCAGCUGUUUAUGGAGAGUCCAGUCAGAACCAAACGGAGCGGAGUCUCCAUCAAACCUCCAUCAAACCUCCGUCAAACCUCCGUCAAACCUCCAUCAAACCUCCAUCAAACCUCCAUCAAACCUCUGUCAAACAUCUGUCAUCUGUGUUUACAGUGAGUGUAGAAAAAAAAUAAGAAGAGUUUAGACAGGAAAUUAAAUUUGUACCGACGAUUUACCGCGGUGCAGAAAGUGUUUGAUCUGAGAGAGUGAUGUUUAGAAGCAGAACAUCUGGACCCACCGUCUGAACUCAGUGUCUCCAUCUGCUGGAAGCUGUGGUGCGUUCGUAGCCAAAGAAAAUAAUUCACAACGACAGAGGAUUAAAACUGUGACACAUUUGUUUACCUUUUAUAGACUGUGACGCAGUGCUUUGUGUAUCGUGUGUGUGUUUGUGUGUGUGGCGUAAAUAAAGAAUAAAUUAUUUCA
Messenger RNA from Cynoglossus semilaevis (tongue sole), 2979 nucleotides. RefSeq names its product Bardet-Biedl syndrome 2 (gene bbs2). Lineage: Eukaryota; Metazoa; Chordata; Actinopteri; Pleuronectiformes; Cynoglossidae. The record is from RefSeq and is a predicted model, not a curated record. Gene Ontology annotation, biological process: non-motile cilium assembly. The transcript has 17 exons. Gene Ontology annotation, molecular function: protein binding. Gene Ontology annotation, cellular component: membrane; ciliary basal body; BBSome.